Molecule: messenger RNA, 2865 nt
Organism: Anoplophora glabripennis (Asian longhorned beetle)
Lineage: Eukaryota; Metazoa; Arthropoda; Insecta; Coleoptera; Cerambycidae
Gene: Sira
Product: SID1 transmembrane family member 1
Exons: 14
Coding region: 117-2378 (753 amino acids)
Cellular component (GO): membrane
Source: RefSeq, a predicted model, not a curated record
AGAUACUCUGUUUCUACAGAAUUGUUUAAUUGUACCAAAAUAUGUCAUGUCGUUGACAUUACAUCGACGAUGUUUUGUGAUUACGUUUCCGUAAAAAAAUAUUGUUUCAGCGGAAAAUGGUAAAACAAUGGUGGCCAAUAUUAUUUAUAAUUUACAAUGUCCAAGGAAUAAAUAUUACAAGCAUUGUAAUAGACCAACAGGUGGCAAGUUACACAGAAGCGGUUACUUACGAGAUCAAUGCUACCUACCAAGUGGUUCUUUUCUACCCUACUAUAGAGACACCUAACCCCUUUAGAGUUAAAGCAUGGUCCCCAGAUGCCCAGGCAAAUUUGCCGGUUCUAGUCGUCGUCCAGCAGGAAAGUAGCGUGACUUCGUGGCAGGUCCCCUUGAUGGUGGAGACGUCCAGAAGGGACUACGUUUUAAAGUUUUCCAACACGUCCAAAACUAUGUGCCACGAUCAGAUGGAUUCCAUCGUCAAUCCAGAUUUUUCAACGGGGGACCUGACGGUGGCCCAGAGGUUCAUCGUGGGCUUGUCAACGUCUUCUCCACACACCGUGAGCAUCAGCAUAGAGAUGGAAGAGGAGAAAGACUUCUACGUCGAACUGGAUAAAAGUUAUUCCGUAUCGGUGUCGCCUAGCGAACCCAGAUACGUCUUUUAUAAAUUCCUGGAAGAUGCGCCGGACAUAGUCAUCGUCGACGUCGAUUCUGAAGACGACAUAUGCCUUGUUGUGUCUGUUCAGGACAGCAGGUGCCCAGUGUUUGAUACGAAUAAGGAUAUAAAAUACGAGGGAGUUUACCAGACAAUCAACCUUAAGGGAGCUCUUACAAUAACGAGGAAAGACUUCGAUCCUGGAUUCUUUCUAAUUUUCGUUGCCAAACCCGACAACGCUGACUGCACAGAAGGCAGCUCCUAUUUGCCCAGACUCGAGACAAAUUUCCAUCUCUCCACCCAGAACAUUACCACGUCCAUUACCUUUAAAAUACGACCGACUGUUACCAGAAGGGAAUAUAUAAUUGCCACCAUCGGGACGUUGGUGACCCUUGGAGCCAUUGGUAUCAUAUUAACCAUACUCUCUUUAGUACUUAACCGGUUCGGCACCAUAUCAAAAAGUGACAAAGACGAACCGCCAGUUUACGAUUGCUUUGAACCCUUGUCAGAGUUUGCGAUCCAAGACCUGUUGAAAAAGGAUAUAUUGACCGUCAAUUAUCUUGCGAGACAACCGAGGAGGAUAAGAAAACGGUCGUACAAUUAUUUGUCUCACAUUUUGAGCAUUGCAGUGUUUUAUAGUAUUCCAGUGGUGCAGUUGGGUGUAACAUAUCAAAGGAUUAUCAAUGCGUCAGGCAACGAAGACAUGUGCUAUUUUAACUUUCUCUGCGCCCAUCCCGGUCUGGGUUUCAGCGACUUCAAUCACAUAUUCUCCAACAUCGGCUACGUCAUUUUCGGGAUUCUCUUCAACUUCGUUGUCAUCGAUCGUUAUACUAUCAUAAAAAUUAGAAAGACCAAAGGCAUCCCCGUACAUUAUGGCCUGUACCACGCCAUGGGUGUGGCGUUGAUUAUCGAAGGGCUGCUAUCCGCUUGCUACCACAUCUGCCCCAGUCAGUCGAAUUAUCAGUUCGAUACCAGCUUUAUGUACAUAAUGGCGGUUCUCUGUAUGGUAAAGUUGUACCAGAACAGGCAUCCAGACAUAAAUGCCUCGGCAUAUAGUACCUUCACGAUUGUAGGAGUUGCCAUAUUUCUCGCAAUGUUGGGUAUCCUUAACGGCGGCCUAGCAAUAUGGGUGGUCUUUGCUGUGUCCUACACAGCACUGUGUAUAGUCCUAUCUUUUAAAAUAUACUUCCUCAACUACGUGGUGAACGGAGUUAAGGAACUACAUCGGGAAAUUAAAACCAGGGGAUACUCUACGGACGUAUUCCUUCCAAUUCGCAGAGGUAGAUUCAUUUUCCUUCUAAUAACUAACGCAGUUAACCUCGGUUUGCUCAUAGCUGGUUUGUGCGUUUACCCUCAGAACCUCACUGACUUUGGAACCUUUCUCUUGGGAUUGUUAAUGGCAAAUGCAGUCCUUCACGCUAUAUUCUACACGUCUAUGAAGUUAAUACAUGGCGAAAGGAUAUGUUUUGAGGCUGUUUGCUAUGGACUCUUGAGCAUAGCGGCGUGGGCAGCGGCGUCGGUUUUCUUUUUAGACCCCGCCACGCUUUGGACUGUAACCCCGGCUGAAUCUCGACAGUGGAACCAAAACUGCAUUCUACUGGGCUUCUACGACAAACACGAUGUCUGGCAUCUGUUGAGUGCCCCAGGGCUGUAUUUUACUUUCAUGUACUUGAUGUGUCUUGACGACGACAUUGUCGACAAGGAUCAAUGCGAGAUACCAGUGUUUUAAUGUUGCUAUUUAAGUAGAUUUUUUAACUUGAUUAUAUGUUAAUUAGCAUUGUUUGUUGAUGUGUUUAACUGAAAUGAAAACUGAACGAAAAAAUAUAGGUUAGGUAAAUAUUAUUUAUAUAAUAAUAUUAAAAAAACUGCUAGACAAUCAUCAUGAAGAAGUGGAUCGAGUCAACAUGAUACAAUCACUAUUUAUUCUUCGCUUUUACCUUAAUGUGUUUAGAAAAGGGACCUUUUACAGUCUUUUAUACAUGUUUUAAGUGUAAAUGAAAUUCGUACAAUGUGUAGAAACGAAAAAUGUACAUUUCAGUAUAGCAGAUCCUUUUAUUUACACGAAAACGGUUUCGAAGGGAUGUGUAUACCUACAGGUUUGAAGAAUCAGUAAACGAUUUCUAAAGUGUAAAUAAAAAGAUUCGGGCCAUAUUUGAAGUUGGUGCUGUUAUUUUAUCUGUGAUUUUUAACUUAAGACAAUUAAACAAUUUAUUACA